AUGUUUGACUCUGGCGGCCCCGAGGGCGUCCUGAAGGUCAUAGACCUGGGCAGCGCCGAGUUCCUGCAGCCAGAUCAGCUGGUGGCGCGCGCGUUUGGCACUGUGCGGUACAGCAGCCCCGAGAUGGCGCGGGACGUGUGCGGCCAGAGGAGCGACGUCUGGAGCGCGGGGGUCGUCAUCUACCAGAUCCUCGCCGGCCGGGUGCCGUUCCUGAAGGACACCGACGAGGCCACCCUGUCCCUGCUGCAGCGCGGCCCCGAGGUCAAGUUUGCCGGGUCGCGCUGGAAGAACAUCAGCGCGGAGGCGAAGGACUGCAUCCGCCUGAUGCUGCACCCAGACCCCAAGCAGCGCCCCACCGCUAGCCAGGUGCUGCAGCACCCCUGGCUGGCGGCGGAGGCCCCUCAGACCGCCAUCGACGCCGCCAUCCUGCACCAGCUGCAGCUCUUCGCAUCACUCAACAGGGCGCGGCGGCUGAUGCUGGGUGUCGCGGCCAAGACCCUCAGCGGGGCUGAGGCCAGCCACCUGCUCAAGAAGUUCCUGGCCCUGGACAAGGUGCGGGGGCCUGGCUGA
Messenger RNA from Monoraphidium neglectum, 570 nucleotides. RefSeq lists its product as hypothetical. Gene Ontology annotation, biological process: intracellular signal transduction; protein autophosphorylation; peptidyl-serine phosphorylation. The record is from RefSeq and is a predicted model, not a curated record. The transcript is spliced from 6 exons. Gene Ontology annotation, molecular function: calcium-dependent protein serine/threonine kinase activity; calcium/calmodulin-dependent protein kinase activity; calmodulin binding. The coding region runs from base 1 to 570 and encodes 189 amino acids. NCBI's taxonomy places the organism in Eukaryota, Viridiplantae, Chlorophyta, Chlorophyceae, Sphaeropleales, Selenastraceae. Gene Ontology annotation, cellular component: nucleus; cytoplasm.